Messenger RNA from Trichoplusia ni (cabbage looper), 1279 nucleotides. Its product is annotated as zinc finger HIT domain-containing protein 2. NCBI's taxonomy places the organism in Eukaryota, Metazoa, Arthropoda, Insecta, Lepidoptera, Noctuidae. The transcript is spliced from 4 exons. The record is from RefSeq and is a predicted model, not a curated record. Bases 146 to 1264 code for a protein of 372 amino acids.
UCUAUACUUGUUUUGUUGUCGCUUGAUCGUGAUUUAUUUAGGUUUUCUAUCAGAUAAUAACAGAUAUGAAAUAAUACUGGUUAGCUCAGUCAAGUUAACUUUUCUAAAUUUAUAAGGUGUCCAACGAAUUUAUUUCUCAACUAAGAUGGCUGAUACUAAACUAUCGAAAAUAAACCAAAACAUUUGCGGCCUUUGCAACGACAAACAAAGCAAAUACUGUUGCCCUCGUUGCGAGAUAUUCUACUGUUCUCUAGAUUGCUACAAGUCUGAGAAACACCAAGAAUGCUCGGAAGGUUUUUACCGCGAAUGCGUAAACGAGGAACUGACGUCACAACACACGGACGACGAAUCCAAAAAUCGAAUGAUCGAUAUUUUGAAACGGAUGCAGGAUGAUGACAAUAUUGAUAUUAAUGAUUUAAUUGAGUACGAUGAUGAUGAUGAGCCUGGUGACUCUGAUGAUGAAGCUGGAGUAGACCUUGAGGAAAGACUCAAAGACUUAAAUCUCGAUGAUGCAGAUGCUGUAUGGAACGCUUUGACUCAAGAUGAGAGGAACGAAUUUGAAGCUCUAUUAAAUCAGGGUGAUGUAGGGUCUAUAUUGCCUCAGUGGGUGCCAUGGUGGAUGUAUCAUAAGGAGAAGAAGUUAGUGGAAGAUGUCGGUACUAAUGAUGAAGAGGCUCUAAAGAGUUGUCCUCAGUUGAAAGUUGUCCCAAAGUUUGAGACUUUAACAGCAGUAAAACCAUCACCGGCCAUCAAAAACAACAUAACUAAUGUCCUUGCAUCAUAUGCCUUCAUCAUGAGGUAUUUCAAUGGUGAAGUGGAUCCAGCCGAGGGUAUUGUUUAUUUACUGGAUGUUUGUGCCAAUCUGGAAAGCAAUACAAACUUUGAUGAUCCCGCUGUUGCCUUGGAGGCAGUGGCACAGAAGUGUUUACAGAGUGAACUCAUACAAACUGACGAAGCUAGUCUUACUGUAAUGAAAAAAGACACGUUCUUAAUAAUUCGAGGUCCCAGCGAAGAAAACGAAAAGUUCUACUGCAAGGCAGCUUUAUCACAUCUACACCAAAUACUAACCAAAGCGAAAUCAGCAGAAAAGAAUAAAAAGGAAGAAAAUAUUGUGAAAGAGAAAAUGGAAUUUUCUAGAAAAUUUCCGAAACACGAGAAGGAACACUUACCUAGUUUAGAUAUAAGCAAAGUUAAGAAGUGUAUAAAGAAAGUAGAAUAUUACUUGUCGUUUAUAGAAAGCUUUAAUAUGGAUUUUGAUGAAUAAAUUUAUUAAAGUUAA